Mesocestoides corti is the source of this 669-nucleotide messenger RNA. The record is from the annotation of a GenBank genome assembly. Lineage: Eukaryota; Metazoa; Platyhelminthes; Cestoda; Cyclophyllidea; Mesocestoididae.
AUGGAUGAGCAGCCUAAUUUGCACCCUACUCGUCAACUCUCCAGUCGCAAGUCGAAGCCCUCCAUAGAGGACCUAAUCGACCAUCAUCGGCCGGUUUACUGGAUAUCCUCGUCUGGGUCUAGCCACGACGGACACAUCAAUGGCGAUACCAUCACCGACCCCAUGCGUAUCCGAAUACGCGUGUCGCGACUGGACGCAGCCGCCGUCAGCCAAGUCGGUGGGUCCACUUCGGCCGCGAAUCGACAGUCCGCCGCACCCGCGCUCAACUCCUCUGCGUCCGCGCGGUCGUCGCCGCCGCCACCCUUUGUGCGCGACUCCGACCCGCUCCGACCGCCCGUCCAAAAUGGGGGCCUCGACGCAUGGAUGCACUUAGGAUCCGAAAGUGAAAGUAGCAGCGAUAGCGAUGAAGAGGAAGACAACCUGCCGUUGUCGGAUCUGUGCAAACGAGUGUCCACGACGACGGAACAGCCUUCACCACCGCCCAAGUCCCGUUGCACAGCCUCCAUGUGCGAACGCCCUGCUUUAACAUCCGACAACCGUUGGGACGGUCAAUUCUGCUCCUCCGACUGUCUCGUCAAGGCCUGUCGUGAGGCCUUUGAUGCUAUGUUCCAAAACCAUCACCACUACCUGACGCCAGCUUUCGAAAACCCCGCUAGUAUUGUUUCCUGA